Molecule: messenger RNA, 480 nt
Organism: Neltuma alba
Lineage: Eukaryota; Viridiplantae; Streptophyta; Magnoliopsida; Fabales; Fabaceae
Product: disease resistance protein RPS2-like
Exons: 3
Coding region: 1-480 (159 amino acids)
Source: RefSeq, a predicted model, not a curated record
AUGUUUUUACUCUUGCUAUUGUUACAAGCCUUCCAGAGUUGUGAAUGGGAGGGAAUAUUCUGCGAUGAAUCACUCAAGCACCUUUCUUCUUCUAAUGUUUGCUUCCCUAAACUUGAGAAAAUUAAGAUAACUGCAUGCAACAAAGUGAAAUGGGUGUUCUCAUCAUAUUGUCUGGCUUCUCAUUGUCCUUCACUAAAGAGAAUACGCAUAAAGGAUUGCUCUGAACUUGAAGGAGUUGUUAAGGGAUGUGAAGGUGAAGUUGGUGAUCAUGAAAACCUGUUCCCCAAAUUGAAGAAAUUGAGUCUCAUUAAUUUGCCAAAGUUGAGAGAGAUAUAUGAAGGUUAUGAGUUCAACUUCCUAUCUGGUACUAUGCGUAUACAACAUUGUCCAAAUAUAACUCCACUAUUGGAAUACAAUUCCCCAUCAGAAUCGGAGAGUGAAUCAGACACUGAAUUAGAGAUGAACCUGUUUUCUUUUUAG